This is a messenger RNA of Protobothrops mucrosquamatus (brown spotted pit viper), 492 nucleotides long. Its product is annotated as potassium-transporting ATPase alpha chain 2-like. The annotation marks the transcript as partial. Lineage: Eukaryota; Metazoa; Chordata; Lepidosauria; Squamata; Viperidae. The transcript is spliced from 3 exons. The record is from RefSeq and is a predicted model, not a curated record. Gene Ontology annotation, biological process: sodium ion export across plasma membrane; intracellular sodium ion homeostasis; intracellular potassium ion homeostasis. Gene Ontology annotation, molecular function: P-type sodium:potassium-exchanging transporter activity.
ACUUUCUUUUUGUGUACAGCGAACACGAGAGAUAAACAGAUCAAUCCAACAUAUGAGUGGUCCCAACAAUUUGUCUUUCCCCUUACAGAUUCCUUCUGUUGCACUGGCCUAUGAGAAAGCGGAGAGUGACAUCAUGAAGAGGAAACCGAGGCACAAAAAAAGAGACCGAUUGGUCAACCAGGAGCUUGUAGUCUACUCCUACUUGCACAUCGGCAUGCUCCAAAGCAUCGGGGCCCUUUUGACCUAUUUCACUGUUUAUGCUGAGCAAGGCUGGCUUCCUUACUCUCUUCUUCGUAUCCGAAUUCCAUGGGAACAGGAAUAUUUGGCUGACUUGCCCGACAGCUAUGGACAAGAAUGGACCUUUGAGCAACGGAAACAGUUGCAGUUCAACGGCUACACGGCCUUUUUCGUCAGCAUCACCAUUCAGCAAGUGGCGGAUUUAAUUAUCAGGAAGACCAGAAGGAACUCCCUUUUCCAACAAGGACUUUUCAG